Amoebophrya sp. A120 is the source of this 6285-nucleotide messenger RNA. Lineage: Eukaryota; Dinophyceae; Syndiniales; Amoebophryaceae. The record is from the annotation of a GenBank genome assembly.
GUGCUACUGCUCCCCAAACAAGUGUGGUUUUACUUUUCCGCCCUUCCUGGACCAAAGUAUCUGUCGUUCGCAUGAAAUAAUCUUGCGGAACCUUGUUGUAUCAGCGACACGCGACGUUUUUCUGUUUGAAUUCACGUUCUCGCCACCCUACUGAUAGAUACUAUACCCCCUUCAAAAAGGGGAACGCCAUAGUUCGUUGGAGAUUGAAUAUGAUGUAAUGUUUUGUGACGUGUAGUAAAUCUGACCGAUACCGAUUCACCCACUUCUCGCUCCGUGUAAUCACGCGCGUAAAAGUUCUGUAGCAGGUAAGGGUAUUGUUGCAUUUACUCAUUUAAGAUUACAAAGAAAAAUGGAGGAUAACAUUGAUUUUGACGAUGACAUCGACGCUCUGAUUGAGCAGGACAUCCGGGAUCAGCAGAGUCGCCACGGCCCGCCAGCGAAACGGCUUCGAACCGAUGACGAGCAGCUGCUGGAGGGCACGUCUGAAGGUUUGGGCGGCGCCGCGGCGGCAUCGUCGUCCAGCAGCCUGGUCCAUGUGGAACUGAAGGACAGCACGAACAUCGUGAAAGAGCCCAAGAAAAUUGACUACGAGCAAUGGAAGCGACCGCUUGUCGGGUCCAGCAUGGUGACUGCAGCUAGUGGUGGUGGAACUACGACCAGCAGUAGCAGUAACGCAGCAAGUUCCUCCAGCUCCAACGCCGCAGCUGGUGCACCCGCAGGACCGUCUUCUACUUCAUCAAAUGGAGCGGCAGCCGCGGCCAGCAGCGCGCGACCGCUCCUGCCAAUCACGGGCGCCUCCGCAUCGUCCUCGUCCUCCGCACCGCCGCCCCCUCCCCCCGCGGCGGUAGACGCGUACUUUGCGACCAAGCCCUUGACCUUCAUGCAGGUGGACCUGGACGACUACCAGGGCCGGCCCCACCCGGUGUUUCUGAAGGACAGUCCCAACCCCGAGGUACCCAUCCUGCGCAUGUACGGCGUGACGCCCGAGGGCCACUCCGUGCUGGCUCACAUCCACGGGUUCUGCCCCUACUUCUACUGCCCCGUGCAGCAAGUGAGUGGGGGCACGAUCCCGGACGCGAAGGUGUUCCAGGAGUCCCUGGAGGCGCAGUUGCGGCAGUCCCGGGUAGCCAUCGGCCUGAACAAAAACGUCCUGUCCGUGGAGAUCGUGCAGAAGACCAACGUCAUGGAGUGGUCGGAGAACGGACUGCGGUCCUACUACAAGGUGCACGUGGGCGUGCAGCGCCUGGUCCAAGCCGCACGCACCGCCAUCGAGACGGGCUUUCAACUCGUGGGGGGUGGGAUGUACACCGGCUUCGGUACCUUUGAAACCAACGUGCCCUUCGUCCUGCGGUUUCUGGUAGACCAGGGGCUUGGCGGCGGGUCCUGGGUGUCGCUCGCCCCCUGCAUGUACAAACUGCGGACCAACCCGGACGAGCGCGUCGGUACGCGAGAAAGGCGCCGUUCUUUUGAUUCUAUUUUACUAGAGUUCAGGCAUCGAUUUCGAUAGAUCUGCAAGAAAAGUAGAUAAAUCUUCGCCUUUUUCCUUCAAAAGUAGAUAGAUAGUUAGAUCAAGAAAAAUAGAAGGUAUACAACUAUACCUGUGUGCUGGUACGAAAGAGUGUUGCUUGGAGGUUUUAGUUUUUCGAAUCCUUUCCGCUCAGGUACGUGCCAGAUCGAGCUGGAUGUUUUCUACAAGUCCGUGGAGCCUGCCUCCGACCAGAAUGCCUUCGCCCCGCUGCGGAUUUUGAGUUUCGAUAUCGAGUGUUGGAACCAGUUCGGCAAAGGGUUUCCCGAAGCCGAGCGCAACCCGGUGAUCCAGAUCGCCGCGGAAGUGAAGUGCGUGGGGGCCGACGGGCCCGCGUUCGCGCAGGUGAUCUGGACGCUGGACAGCUGCGGAGACUAUUCACAGAAAAAAACCCAUCCACAUCCAAUUUGUGAUGCAAAACACGUAUCAAAUCAUGUGUUUGUCAUGCAAAAAAUGGAUGUGGAUGGGUUUUUUUCUGUGGAUAGAGACAUCGCGGACACGAUUGUCCUUUCGUUCACGGACGAGCGGGACCUGCUCGUGUCCUUUUCCAAAUUCGUGGUCGCCAUCGACGCCGAUUUCCUCACCGGGUACAACAUUCUCAACUUCGAUCUGCCCUACUAUGGCGUUCUCAAAUGUUACAUUCUCAACUGUUACAUGAUUUGUCAUGCAAAAUGACCAUGAGCUGCAAGAAGAUCAAGCUGCUUCGCAUGACAAAUUAUCGAAGGGCUAAACAGCAUCUAAAUCUGUACCCAAUUUGUGAUGCAAGACUUGCAAGCUUGUCCCUUUCCGUAUUUCUGUUUUUGCAUGACAAAUUCCGUAUUUCCGUAUUUCUGACCCUAGAUCUCCUGCGUCCGAAGCUGCUUGCGGCGACGGUGCAAAGGUUUUUGAUGUGGUGCAGUCGGGUAUGCAUGACAAAUUCAUGUAACAGUUGAGAAUGUAACAGUUGAGAACGCCAUACCUACUUGCUCAAGCGGGCCGCCGCCCUCGACAUCCCGGAGUUCGCCGAGCUGGGCCGCCUCGCGAAGGUGCAGUCCCGUAUCAAAGUGAAAAAAGCCCCCACCCCAUAUCGGAAACGGAAGAUGCGCGAAUUUGUGAUGCUGUAUUUGAGUACACAAAUCAACUUGUAUUGCUAGAAGGCCAAGAGACGAAGCUGCGGCCUAAAUUGCAGGUAAUCUGUCAUGCUGUUUCCCACUUCCAGUUGUCUCCUGUCAUCCUGGAGCUGCAAGGCUUUCCCACGCUAGACAGCACUACAGUCCGCAUCUUUUGCCUUCUAGCAUCACAAAUUUGUGACCACAAAUCUGCAUCACAGAUUUCCGUUUUGAUAUGGGGAGGGGGCAUUUUUCAUUGUAAUAUCCCGCAUCCGCGAGUGGACCACGCCGAACGGGCGGCCGCAGAAGGAGGUGAAGUGCGACGGGCGGAUCAUCUUCGACAUGUACACCGUAAUCACCAAGGAGCACAACCUGCGGUCCUACACGCUGAACUUCGUGUCUUCCCACUUUCUGGGCGACCAGAAGGAGGACGUGCACUACAGCAUGAUCGGCACACUGCACACAGGGACGGCGGAGACGCGCCGCCGGCUCGGGGUCUACUGUCUGAAGGACGCGAAGCUGCCCCUGCGACUGCUCGAGAAGCUCUGUUGCCUCUACAACUACGUUGAGAUGGCCCGCGUCACCGGCACGCCGUUGAAUUUCCUGCUUUUUCUAUCCAGUGGGAAAACGCAAAAAUACUCGUUAUUAUUAGUGCAGCAACCGAUAACUUUUCCAAGUCACGCAUGCAUGUGGCGCCCCACAGGGGCCAGCGUCGACGUGCUGCCGCAGUGCGGCCGCAUUACGUAAUAGAUCUAGAAGUUUCUCCUUGUUCGGUUUUGCGCAAUCAUGGCCGCAAGUAAUUUGUAAUUUUGCACGGCAGAAGAUAAAGAUAUGUUAAGUUUUUGCUUGGGUUUUCACAUUGGAUAGUUCCGGGGGCAGGCGAUCAAGGUGUUCGGGCAAAUCCUGCGGCGCGCGCGCGAGUCCGGCUACAUCGCCCCGGCGCGCAAGGUUGAACAGACCGGGGACCAGUUCGAGGGGGCCACGGUGCUGGACCCGAAAACGGAUUUCUACGACAAACCGAUCGCCACGCUGGAUUUCGCCUCGCUGUACCCCUCGAUCAUGAUGGCGCACAAUUUGUGUUACUGCACCCUGAUCCCCAACAGUCUGAUAAAACCCAGCACGGGGAAGGUGGAGAACAUGAGCGAGGACGACUACACCGUGACACCCUGCGGUAACUACUUCGUGAAGCCUACGAAGCGAAAGGGGCUGUUGCCGCUGAUCCUGGAGGACCUUCUGGGGGCGAGGAAACGCGCAAAAAAAGAGAUGAACGCGGAGCAGGAUCCAUUCAAGAAGGCGGUCCUGAACGGGCGGCAGCUGGCACUGAAAAUCAGCGCGAACAGUGUGUACGGCUUCACCGGUGCGCAGGUGGGCAUGAUGCCCUGCCUGGAAAUCUCCUCCUCUGUCACCGCUUUCGGCAGGACCAUGAUCGAACAAACCCGCGACCUUGUGCAACAGUACAGCUGCCGUUUUUCUUCUAGAAUGAUACAACACUUGGAUUUUCGAAAUCAAAUCAUGGCAAAAAUCAAGGAGUUGAUGAAGAAAGCGUUUGAAUCACCGAUUGCAAAAAUGCAGUUUGAUGUCAUGAUAAUGGAUUACCGAGAUCGACGAAGAUAUGGAUAAAGUGAGAAUAAACGAAAAAAACAGGGAGUUCACGAUUGCGAACGGAUACAAGCACGAUGCCGAGGUAAUCUAUGGCGACACGGAUUCUGUGAUGGUGAAGUUUGGCCCGGACACCGUAAAGGAGUCCAUGGACCUCGGCCUGAAGGCCGCGGACAAAAUUUCCGCCACGUUUCUCAAGCCGAUUAAGCUGGAGUUCGAGAAAGUCUACUUUCCGUAUUUGCUGCUCGCAAAAAAGCGGUACGCAGGCCUGUACUGGACCAAUCCGGAUAAGUACGACAAAAUGGACACAAAGGGCAUUGAGACGGUCCGCCGCGACAACUGCGGGCUCGUACAGCGCGUUGUCGACACCGCACUGAAGUGCCUGCUCAUUGACCGCAGUAAGGAGAAGGUACUAUGGUAUUUCUGGCCGAAUUUUUCUAUUGAUGUAGUACUCGUACAUAGAAAUAGAAUGCACCAUACUCGUCUCGCCGAUCCAAAAAAAAAGUGGUGAUACUCACUUUAUAAUCAGGCCAUCGGUUUCGUGCAGCAAUCUGUGUCCGACCUGCUGCAGAACAAGGUGGACCUCGCACUGCUCGUGAUUUCCAAGUCCCUGGGCCGAGACGAGUACGCCGCGAAGCAGGCCCACGUGGAGCUCGCGGAACGCAUGCGGCAGCGCAACCCAGCAACAGCGCCCGGCGCCGGUGACCGGGUCCCCUACGUAAUAGUGAAAAGCAUGAAAAAGACGGCCAAUUUAUCACGGCAAGAAGUGUUCACGAUAUCUACAAGAUUGGAAAAUGCUGUUUCAAAUAAUGCGAAAUAUUAUGUUUAUGGUGGUAUAUUUGCUUAGCAUGCAAAGUUUCUGAUGGCUGAGUUUUGUCAUUUUUGGCUUGAUGUAGGAAAGCAGCGCGUCAAGUAGCGCAACGCAGCUGGUAGCGUGAACACUUUUUCUGGUGAUGCCACUACGAGAAGAGCGAAGAUCCCAUGUAUGUGCUGGAAAACGGAUUGGCCAUUGACGCCCACUGGUACAUUGACCACCAGCUGGCCAACCCGUUGCUGCGCAUUUUUGACCCCAUCAUGCCGAACGCGAGUCAGAAGCUGUUCACUGGCGAUCACACCCGCAAAAUCGUUCAGUCCGCGGUCCAAAACACAAACCAAUUCGGAUUUGGCGACGGAGCGAAGGUCACCAUUGCGAAAAAGUGCCUCGGUUGCAAGACUACCCUGAAGGUACUAUAGCGUUUGCGCUCGUUAAUGUCAAGGUCCGGGAUCCAAAUCCGUGGUCUUUAUCGUCCUGAACGAAGAUCUUUAUGCGGCCUCCGAGUCCGACUUCGUGGAACUCCAUGGCAGUAGAGACCACGUAGAGCUAGAACAAACUGCAAUACUCCUUCGAUUGAUCUGUCCCUGAUACCAUUAUAUCAAAAACUGAUUACUGAAUGCUUGUGGUGUGAGCAGUUCAUGUGCGCCAAGAACAAAGGAUUUAUGGUCAAAUCUCAUUCUUUCACCUUGCUCUUGCAAACCAAAAAGCUCAUGACAUUCACUAAACUAAAUUCCACAGCCAAGUACCGUCGCCAUGGUGACACAGAAAGAGGGGUCGGAGCAGCAGGACUUGGCGCUCUGCAAGUACUGCAUGAAGGACAAAGGUCCGGAGAUCUACUUUGAGAAGCUGACCGAAGUCCGGGAGAAGCAGAUUGAGUUUCAGCGGCUCUGGACGGAGUGCCAAAGGUGUCAGGACAGUUUGCAUCAAGAGGUGAUCUGCGCCAACUCCGAUUGCCCCAUCUUCUACAAGCGGGCGAAGGCAAAAAUCGACCUUCAAAAGGUGGAGUGCCAGCUGAAGUCACUAAAUCUGGAGUGGUGACAUUCGGAGGAACUCGAUGCAAAGGUGAAACAGCGGCACCGGAAGCACCGAAAGUGGUGCUAUUCACCCUUUAUUUCAGGCGACAAUCUAUCAGCGACAUUCACAUUCCCUGCUCGAAAGAAUUCAUCUUCAAAACAGUCGCGUUCGCGAAUCGCGACGAGCGCAGGACAGUUCGCAGGUUUCCAACCUCUCGGAUAUGGCUCUUGUGCAAUUACAAGCAU